Molecule: messenger RNA, 1137 nt
Organism: Zingiber officinale
Lineage: Eukaryota; Viridiplantae; Streptophyta; Magnoliopsida; Zingiberales; Zingiberaceae
Product: RPM1-interacting protein 4-like
Exons: 4
Coding region: 154-885 (243 amino acids)
Source: RefSeq, a predicted model, not a curated record
CCCUUCAGCUCUUCUACACCUCUUCGUUGUUCUUCCUUUGCAUCGAGGGAGAACAAUAGAGGACGCGAAGAAUCGGAAAGGGCGCCGAAACGUAAAGGAGGCGCCUUUCCGAAUCUUGUCUUUCGAAGUGGCUUUCGAGAUCCCAGUGGUUCAAUGGCGCAAGGCACCCAUGUUCCUAAAUUUGGAAAUUGGGAAGGCGAUGAGGCUGUUGACACUGUUUCUUUUCCUUACACACAGUAUUUUGAGAAAGCUCGCAAGGGAAGAAUGGGAACAAAAGCAGUGAAUGCAGACAAUCCGCAUGAUAACCCUGAAGAAUUUCAUGCAGGUGCAACAUUGAUCCAUGUCCCACCACUUACAAGCUCUCCUCACCAAGGUGGCUCACCUUUACACCAUGAUCCUAUCAUCCAUAAACACACCAUAGAUUCUCCUAAUAAUAGAUAUGAGGAUCAAAUGCCUUCUGGUGAUUAUCAAAGUAGAUUACAUCAAGUAGGCGAUGGGUCUGAUUACAAAGGGAAUGCCUCUCCACUCCAUCCUCAUUAUCAAAUGAACAAUAAUGUGUAUUCUACUUCUGAAGGGUUGUCAGAGGGUAACUAUGGUUCUAUGUCAAACUCUCCCGGAGGUUUGAGAAUGGCUGGUGUUGGAGAUGAAAAUACAAUUAAGAAAGGGCAAGCUGUUCCUAAAUUUGGAGAGUGGAAUGAAGAUCUUUAUAUGGCUGAUGGUUAUUCCGUCAUAUUUAGCAAAGUGAGAGAAGAUAAAGAAAAAGAAGGGAGACAAACUCGACCAGCUACUGUUCCCAAUGUACCAAACAAUACGACAGCUGAUAAUAGUCAGGAAAACAGUCAUGAAUCUGCUACUUGCUCGUGCUUUGGCUGGUGCAAAAAGUGAGCUAUCCUCAAAGCUUAGGAAGGCUUGAUGCUGUAAUUAGCCAACAAAAUAUAUACUUAUUUUGUGUGAUAUUAAGGAUCUCAAUAGAUGAAGUCGGUCAAUUCCAUUGUGUCUUGUUUUGAUAUUUAUUAAUCUUUUGCAGAUUAUUGUGCCUUGUUUUGGUAUUAUCAGUCUUUUGCAGAAUAUUGUGCCAUGUUUUGAUUGUGUAUCCAGUUCAAAAUAAUGGAUGAUAAUCCAAUAUAUUAUUAUGAA